Molecule: messenger RNA, 1215 nt
Organism: Morus notabilis
Lineage: Eukaryota; Viridiplantae; Streptophyta; Magnoliopsida; Rosales; Moraceae
Product: L-tryptophan--pyruvate aminotransferase 1
Exons: 5
Coding region: 1-1215 (404 amino acids)
Biological process (GO): amino acid metabolic process
Molecular function (GO): transaminase activity; carbon-sulfur lyase activity
Source: RefSeq, a predicted model, not a curated record
AUGUGUGGCACUGAGAAACUCUCUGCCAAGCCAACCCUUAACAAAUGUUCCUUGUCUUCAGACAAUGUCACCAAGGAAGAUAACCUCAUUAAUCUCGACCAUGGUGAUCCGACGGUGUACGAGUCGUUUUGGGGGAAGAUGGGGGAGAAAUGCACGUUGGUGAUCAAGGGAAACGACCUCAUGAGCUACAUGAGCGACACGAGGAGGCUGUGCUGGUUUUUGGAGCCGGAGCUUGAGGGAGCAAUCACGAGGUUCCACCGCGUGGCCGGCAAUGCCGCGGUGGAAGAUCGCUAUGUCGUCAUCGGGACGGGCUCCACGCAACUUUACCAGGCGGUGCUCUACGCUCUCACUGCCCCCGGUAGCGGGGCCGGGCCCGUCCCCGUCGUCUCUGCCGCCCCUUACUACUCGCAAUAUCAGGCCGAGACAGAUCUUCUGUGUUCGGGGCUAUACAAAUGGGGUGGUGAUGCAUAUGCGUAUGAUAAGGAUGGACCUUAUAUAGAAGUGGUCACUUCGCCAAAUAACCCAGAUGGUAAUAUUCGUGAAGCCGUCGUGAAUAGAAGUGGUACUGGCGAAGGCAAGGUUCUGUAUGACCUUGCCUACUAUUGGCCACAAUACACCCCCAUAACUCGCCCUGCUGAUUAUGACAUCAUGUACUUCACAUUUUCCAAGAGCACAGGACAUGCUGGUUCCCGCAUUGGUUGGGCGCUUGUCAAGGAUGAGGAGGUUGCUAGAAAGAUGACAAAGUUCAUAGAACUAAGCUCGAUCGGUGUAUCGAAAGACUCCCAAAUCCGAGCUGCAAAGAUCAUGGGGGCGAUUUGCGACAGCUACCAAGAUUUGAAGUCAGGAAACUCUGAAAACUUCUUCGAAUUUGCUCAUCAGCUCAUGGCCAAGAGAUGGAAGAGGUUAAGAGAAGUUGUUGCGGAGGUCAGUGAGGUUUUCAGUCUGCCCAAGUACCCAAAAGAAUACUGCCUUUUCCAUGGAGAAUUCACCGAGUCAUACCCUGCAUAUGCGUGGUUGAAGAGCAAUGAGAGUAUAGAAGACUGCGAGAAGUUCUUAAGAGAACAUUGUAAGAUAGCGGGCAGAGGUGGGAGACGCUUUGGAGUCGAUCCAAGUUAUGUCAGAGUUACUAUGCUGAGCCGGGAAGAGGCGUUUGAGCAAUUCCUGCAGAGGUUGCUGAGUGUCAAAGACAUAAAAAAACGGGCAUUAAUUGUAUGA